This is a messenger RNA of Cyprinus carpio (common carp), 1831 nucleotides long. RefSeq names its product CCN family member 4-like. The record is from RefSeq and is a predicted model, not a curated record. Gene Ontology annotation, biological process: signal transduction; cell adhesion. Gene Ontology annotation, molecular function: heparin binding; integrin binding. Gene Ontology annotation, cellular component: extracellular region; extracellular matrix. NCBI's taxonomy places the organism in Eukaryota, Metazoa, Chordata, Actinopteri, Cypriniformes, Cyprinidae.
GAUCAUGAGUAUGAAAACUUUACAGCAGCAGGAUCAAGGUGUGUGUGUGUGUGUGUGCUGCUCUCAGCUCACUAAAUGAAUGGAUCCUGCUCGUGUAUAGGCGAUUUUUCAAGAAACAUCUAAUUCUGGAUUCAAUGCAUUUAUUACUCGGGAUCAGUGAUGACUUGGCUUCUGAUGUGGGUUCUACUAUUUGCUUGUGUACCACAGAUUCACAGAGCAUUUGCCCAGGAUUCCUCUAAGAUGCUGUCCAUACCAGACCCCGGAGCCCCGGAGCCCUAUAACCGCACUCAGUACUGCCAGUGGCCCUGCAAAUGUCCUAAAACUCCCCCCACCUGUCUGCCAGGUGUGAGCUUGAUCAUGGAUGGCUGCGAUUGCUGCAGAGCAUGUGCCAAACAGUUGGGGGAGGUUUGCAAUGAGAAAGAAAACUGUGACCAUCAUCGUGGCCUUUACUGUGAUUACAGCGCAGACACGCCUAGGUACGAAAAAGGAGCAUGUGCCUAUCUGCAGGGCACUGGCUGUGAGCACAAUGGUGUGAUCUUUCACAAUGGCCAGAGCUUCCAGCCCAAUUGCAAAUACCAGUGUUUGUGUGUGAAUGGGGUGAUCGGAUGUGUCUCGCUGUGUAAUGAGUCUCAGCCCCCCAGAGUUUGGUGCCAGAACCCCCGGCGAAUUAAAAUCCCCGAACGCUGCUGUGAGCAGUGGAUCUGUGAUGAGUCUAGGAGGGGCCGCAAGACAGCACCAAGACACACAAUGGCUGCCCUGUCUAGUGUAAAGGACAACUGGCACAAGAACUGUGUGAGCCAAACAACCUCCUGGAGUCCCUGCUCAAAGACCUGCGACCAAGGUAUAUCUUUACGCAUUACUAACAACAACAAGCAGUGUCAGAUGGUCAAAGAGAGCAGACUCUGCAACAUCCGGCCUUGCAAAGUGGACAUCACAAAGCACAUCAAGCCUGGAAAGAAGUGCUUGAACAUCUACAGGGAGGAAAAGCCACACAACUUCACUAUCUCAGGCUGCACCAGUACAAACACUUACUGGCCCACGUACUGUGGAGUGUGUAUAGAUGAGCGGUGCUGCAUCCCUUACAAAUCUAAGACUGUUGAGGUCAACUUUCAGUGCCCGAACGGAUCCGGCUUCAGCUGGCAGGUCAUGUGGAUUAACGCCUGCUUCUGCAACCUGAGCUGUAAAAACCCCAAUGACAUAUUUACAGAUCUAGAACAGUACCAUGAGAAAGGUGAGGUUGGAAAUUGAAUGUAUGAAACCUUGCAGAAAAGUCAGUAGAAAGAUUAUUUGGGUGAAAUCCAUAGAUGUUUUCUUUUAAUUUUCUGAGCAAGAGUUCAUAUUUAAUUGACCAUCAUCUUUGGCAUUUAUUAUUAUUAUUAUUAUUAUUAUAUGAGACUUUUUCCUAUUGGAAAAACUGAAAUAAACCAAUAUAUCCUAAUAUAUUCUAUUUUAAGACCAUGUGGCCUAUUGCUACCAAAUUGAUCAUAUAUGCGGAGUUAUUUCAACCAAGAUUAUACUAUUUUUGUCCUAUUGUGACAAAUAAAUCCUUUUGUACAAAUGAUGUAACUAUAGAUAUGUAAAAAUACAAUAUCAACUUGACUUCUUUCGUUAAAAUCUUUAAUUUAUAGAAAUUCUAUAAAAAAAAAGAAAUGUAUAAAGAAAAGAAAUGUAUAUUGCUUUUAUAUAUUGAUAAUGUAGUUUUUGUAAUGUUGUGCCUUUUUCCACAUUUAUUCUCUUAAAUGACACUGUAGUCUUUGGUGUGAGUUUUGCCUUAUAAAGUUUGUAUAGACACAGUUGUCAUUAAAUGAUCAAAUAAACAGACAAAAAAAGA